UUCAUUUAGCAGACUAACAGUACACAACGUUUUAAGAAAAUCUUAAGAAAACUUAAGUUACUAAAGUUUCCUUUAACGGUCGUUUGAUCUUUUUUUUUUUAACUAAAACAUUCCUAUUAUUUAACGGUCGUUUAUUGUAACGAAGAUCUAUUGUUAAAGAUCUCCCUUAAACGGUUUUAAUUGUUAAGUUUUGUGUUUUGUAAUAAAGUUUAUUUUUUUUUGUUUCAAAUAUGAGUUCUCAUCAUUGGGGUUACACUAAAGAAAAUGGACCCGAUAAGUGGUUCAUUGAAUUUCCAGAGGCAACUGGCACCCGUCAAUCGCCCGUCGAUAUCAAUACUGCCAUCUGCAAAAAGGGUAGUGAUUUAAAGGUGGCUCCCUUAAAAUGGCAUUAUGUACCAGAACACACUAAGAGUUUAGUUAAUCCAGGCUAUUGCUGGCGUGUAGAUGUUGAUGGUACUGAAUCCGAACUGACUGGUGGUCCUUUGGGUGAUAAUAUCUAUAAAUUGGAACAAUUCCAUUGUCAUUGGGGUUGCAGUGAUUCUAAGGGGUCCGAACAUACCGUCGAUGGUGAAGCCUAUGCUGGGGAAUUGCAUUUGGUACAUUGGAAUACCACUAAAUAUGCUAGCUUUAAGGAGGCAGCUGCCGCUCCUGAUGGUUUGGCUGUAUUGGGAGUUUUCCUUACGCCCGGUAUGCAUCAUCAAGAAUUCGAUAAAAUCACUAGCCUUUUGCAAUUUGUUAAACACAAGGGUGAUCGCAUUACUCUGCCCAAUGGCUGUGAUCCUGCUAAACUUUUGCCCAGCACCACUACCUACUGGACUUAUGAAGGUUCCUUGACCACCCCACCCUGCUCGGAGUGUGUCAUUUGGUUGGUCUUCAAGACCCCUAUUGAAGUGUCGCACGAUCAGUUGGAAGCUAUGCGGGAUAUGAACUGUUAUGACGUUAAGGAAGAAUGUCCUUGCAAUGAAUUGAACGGUAAAGUUAUCAACAACUUCCGUCCUCCAUUGCCAUUGGGCAAUCGUGAAUUGCGUGAAUGUGGUGAACAUUAAGAUAAUGAUUGAUUCGAGCAAGAGAGAGAAAUGACAAAGAUUGAGUGAUUUUUUUCGUAUGUGAAGUUUUAAAGUAUUUUUCGUGAAUAAUUCUAAAUUAUUUAUGAACAUUUUCGUUAAUUUUUUUGUUUUUUGUUGUUCUUUUUCGUUCACAUUUUUAUUGUAAAUGCACUCAUUA
Molecule: messenger RNA, 1224 nt
Organism: Lucilia cuprina (Australian sheep blowfly)
Lineage: Eukaryota; Metazoa; Arthropoda; Insecta; Diptera; Calliphoridae
Gene: CAH1
Product: carbonic anhydrase 2
Exons: 3
Coding region: 231-1046 (271 amino acids)
Cellular component (GO): cytoplasm
Molecular function (GO): carbonate dehydratase activity; zinc ion binding
Source: RefSeq, a predicted model, not a curated record